Messenger RNA from Pocillopora verrucosa, 1377 nucleotides. RefSeq lists its product as uncharacterized. Lineage: Eukaryota; Metazoa; Cnidaria; Anthozoa; Scleractinia; Pocilloporidae. The record is from RefSeq and is a predicted model, not a curated record.
UAUGGGAUGUCUUCUCCAGGAGGAUUACCGGUUUUGGAGCAAAAGUUCACCGUUUCAUCCAAGACUUUCAAACAAAGUCUUUUAUCAAUAGAUGGAUAUUUUUAUCUCACUGCACCUAAGAUUGGAACAUUGUUGGCAUUCGACGACUACGAAUGCAUCUUUUUAUGCCUAAGGAAUCCUUCAUGCUGGUCAGUAAACUUGGCGGUGGCAAGGAAACGCGAUGCAAAGAUUUGGUGUGAGUUGCUGUCUUCUCAUAAGCAUAGAUUUCCUGAGGCAUUCAGAGAAAAUAGGACUUCACAUCACGUUUCCAUUAUGUCUCCAUGUUUUUCCUCUCCAUGCCAUAACGGCGGUAGCUGUGUGACAAGCCACAUAGGUUACUCGUUUGAAUGUGUAUGUAAAAAUGGAUUUGUUGGAGAAUAUUGCGAGAAAGCUGUAAAAUCAUGCAAGGAGGCAUAUAAUGCAUCCAAAUCAAAUACGAGUAAAUUGGUUUCCCUUCAUCUGGGCUCACAGCCAACGACAGUUCUUUGUCACAUGGGAGAAUUUGGAUGCGGAUAUGGAGGAUGGACGCCAGUAAUGAAGAUUAACGGCAACAAGAAUACCUUCCAUUAUGAUUCUGGUUACUGGAGUAAUAAAACUGAAUACAACACCGCUGGAGGGGAGACUGGAUUCGACUCACAAGAGACCAAGUUACCUACUUAUUGGAACACAUCCUUCUCAAAGAUAUGUCUCGGUAUGAAGAUCGGUGAACAGAUCAGGUUCAUUGUAAUCAACAUGAAGGCCAGCUCUCUUUACUCAUUGAUCGCUGAGGGGAAAUACCGAAGUACCUCAUUGGGUCGUGACACGUGGAAGAAGCUUAUUGGCUCUGAGGCCUCGUUGCAGCAUAACUGUAACACAGAAGGGUUCAAUGUUAUCUGUGAUAGGUCUGUUUUUUCCAAAGCAAGAAUCGGCAUCGCUACUAACAACCAGAAUCAUUGCCGCUCUUGCGACUCCAGGAUUGGGUUUGGUACAGGAGGGCAAUAUGAUGACUCUAACACAUGUGGAAACGAGGCUUCGCAGACACCGGAUAAUGGAGAUAAACACAUUAAAGCCAUUGGUUACAUUUUGGUUCAUUGAAAGCAAAGAAAAACGCGGACAGUUUAUUUAAAUGUUAAGAUUAGAUUCAGAGAGAUUUAGUUAUUAAUAAAAAAGGCUUUUUCAAAAAUCUUAAAAGAUGUUUUUUUUUUCGUUGUAUACAUCAAUGACUUUUCAAUUUUAUUUGAGUCUUUUUUCGAUUGUCUCGUUAGGCAGCAAUGUUGCUUGCACAUUUGCUUUGGCAAAAGUAAUUGUUAGGUAAGACUCAAGUCGUUCGCCGAUACAUUUGAAAGUAAAACUUGACAA